Molecule: messenger RNA, 1383 nt
Organism: Arctia plantaginis
Lineage: Eukaryota; Metazoa; Arthropoda; Insecta; Lepidoptera; Erebidae
Source: the annotation of a GenBank genome assembly
AUGGGCUAUUAUUGUACAGUCCCGCAGUGCACAUCGUUAGCCGGCAAGACGAAAAACGUGAAGUUUCACAGGUUUCCCCGCGAUGAGACUAUGGCAGACAAGUGGAAUGGGAUUUUAAAGCGAGGAAAACCGUACACGAAAUAUUCCAAAGUGUGUAGCUUGCACUUCACCCAGGCCGAUUAUAACGUCACGACUAUGGGUCAAUGGAAAACCUUGAGCAAAGACGCGGUACCCUCACAGAACCUUCCCAAGCUGAACCCAGAUGGUACAGUUAUGGUCAUCAGAAAGAGUCGCACAGUCAAGUACAGGGAAAGCAAAAAGGAAGACAUUAGUGGUGAGAAGCAAGAGAAAUGGCAGAUGUCAGCUACGGGGCACAACCACAACUUAAUACCCUCGACACCAGAGAACCACAUGGCAUGCGAUCCACAGGACCCACUCUACCGUUACCCACUUGCCAACAUGAAUAUAUCACAACAGCCCCACCACACACUAGCAAUGAAACCCAAAAAACAAGACGCGUUCAUGCAAACAGAUCCUGUACAAUCAGAGGAAGAUGACUCCCAACCCAACAACAGUUACAGCGAAGUUUCAGACAAAUAUUCCACUGAUAUGUCAGAAUACGCUGUCCAGAAUUUCCAAAAAGACCCCGAAUUCGACAAAAAAUAUGAAGCGAAAGACUACACCAACAAACCAGAAGACUUUUUGCGUACAAACGAAGAAUAUAACAACGAAGCUGACAAGUAUGCUCUAGAAAGAAAAUCUUUAGUCGAUUUCCCGAAACCAGUUGAUAAUUAUCAGAAAAUAUCUGACAUAUAUCCCUUCAAUGAUAAGGUAUACCAAAGGAAUGACUACAUGGGCUACCCUUACCAUGAUAAUGUUGAGCAUUUAAGGAAUCAACAGCAGAAUUUACAAAUAUUACAAGAUAGGAUAACAGAGAAUCAGAAUUUUUUUAAUGAGAAUCAUAUAAAACAGGAAAUUGAUAUCAACGGGGAUGAAGAUAAAUUCCUUUAUAGAAACAAAGACCAAUUAGAUGCGGAUAUGUACAAUAGUCGAAGAAUAAUUGACCAACAGCGUUUGAUAGAAUCCCUACAGCAUCCGGUCAAGGAAGAACCAGACACUGUCAGUGGAUGCGAAAACGUGAUGCAGCCCCAAGGUAGCCCUUAUUAUCAGUCGAACACACACAAUACUGUCACAGGCGCGUACUACGCGGGCGGCGCGCGGCCCGGCCCGGAGCUGCUCAUCGCCAAGCAGAACGCGCUCGCCGCGCACACGCAACUCUGGCAAAACACGAUGAAGCGGCCAUUCUUCUACAGCGAAAGUUCACAUUAUAAUGGUCCACCGUUACUCCAUAGAUAUGAGGAUAUCUCAAGAAUUCUUCAGUGA